Molecule: messenger RNA, 2586 nt
Organism: Toxorhynchites rutilus septentrionalis
Lineage: Eukaryota; Metazoa; Arthropoda; Insecta; Diptera; Culicidae
Gene: Nprl3
Product: GATOR complex protein NPRL3
Exons: 3
Coding region: 190-2067 (625 amino acids)
Biological process (GO): negative regulation of TORC1 signaling; TORC1 signaling; cellular response to amino acid starvation
Cellular component (GO): GATOR1 complex
Source: RefSeq, a predicted model, not a curated record
UGUCAAAGCGACGCGACGCACAGCGCAGUAUUAACACUUAUUUCGCAAUUUGUCCCACCCCUGUAUUUAUUUUGUGCUUCAUGUCAAAUUAUGCUUUUGCAUUUGAUAACAUUUAACACGGCUGUAGUGCUUGUAUAAGUUAUUUAGAAACAUAUUUGAUAUAUACUUCUAGCUAAAUUGGUAACAAAAAUGGAAGUAAAUCCCCUUAGCAUUUUGUUGGUUAAAUCAGACAGCAAAGGAGAUCGAUUGCUGUUCCGUUACCCAUACACUGUUCCACAGCAAUUCCAAACAUGUGUAACUCCAGCGCGGAAAACACCAUACUCGAUUGUCAACAAUACCGACGAUAUCCUCCAGAAUACCCCUUCCAUGGCAUCAAAUAUAUGUUGCGAUCAACUAUAUGGAAUAUCAGAUGAUGUUUUUGCCAAUCUUUUCGCAGUCAAAACUGAAUUGUGCAAUCAGAAAUUCGAGCUGAAGGUAAACGAUGUACGAUUUGUAUCUCAUCCGACGUUGAUGAAGAUUGAGAGCGAAGAUCAGAAAAAUUGCUCAUACUUUCGAGUUAAUAUUGUGUUUGCUUUACAUGCUCAUGCAAGCUAUUCGAUCGUAAAGUGUUACUAUGAGCUGAGUAAACGAAUAAGUAUUGCAUUGCUUUACGAGGAGCGACGCGCAUGUUAUCUUUCAAACGAAAUGAAAAUCAUGGUUUCAUGUAUGGAUGAGGUAGCUGCAGCAGCCCAAGAACAUAAUCAUGGAAGUACCGGUAACAUCAAUGUAUUCGAUAUCAUCUUGAAAGAUUGCACAUUGGCUCAGUUUAUAAAAACUGUUUAUCAGGAUCUAUGUACAACCGGAUUGCUAAACGUUACAAUGAAUCAAUCUGUUACUCUAAGUUUCUGUCUCCCACAAAAAGCACAUCAGUUUCAUAAGAAAGGUAUAGUCGUUGAACCAGAAGCUAUUGAUCGAUGCCUUGAUGCACUGAAACCGUAUCACGGAAUGUUACUACUGGUAGAUCCAUCAGAGUUAUUGGAUUGUGUACCUCCUUCCGGGGCGCGAAUGCUACUCCAGCUAAUCGAAGUUUACAAUCCCCUCAAAAGUCUCCAAAAUAUGGCUUCCGAUGCGGAUCUAAUGAUUGAUCACGUGUACCAGCUGGUUGGUCAUUUAGUGUACUGGGCGAAAGCAACCAUCAUAUAUCCUUUAUGUGAGACAAAUGUGUAUGUAAUUGCUCCGGACGCUCAGCUUAACAUACACUCCAAUUUGCCGGAUAAAUUUUCGACCAAGUUCCCCGGAAUGUCUCUGUUCGAAGUAAUCAGUGAUUUUUCUCUACCUACCUCGAUUGGACAUUUGACUACACCGCUACAACAUCCAGCUCGUCAGGGACGACUUGCUCAAAUGGUUCUGUGGAUGCUGCAGCAUCAUUUGCUAAUGCAACUCCACACUUACGUUCAGUUCAUCGCCUCAUACGAUGAAGAGAGCGGUGAAGCAGUUUCCGGCGAUGGUCCAUUCGAUGACCGCAAAGAAUGCAGCGUCGAACUACAAGAAAUCAACAGUAAACAGCAACCUUCAAAACUUAACACCAUUUGUAGCUCUCUUCCAAACCCCUCCAGUCAACCACUAGCUGUACCAACGAAUCGCAAACAUUCCCUCUCGGAAGAACUAUAUUCUGAUAGCCUCACCGCAAAUUCGAAUACACGACCAUCAUCCGCUAGUCAUCGAUCCAAUAUUAGUCAUUCGAGCGUAGGUCAAACUGCUUCCAGUACUGAUAACGACGAAAGUAUAACAUCGAUGGAAGACGAGGACAAAACCAAACGUCUUCUGUUGGCGUUUGAUGAAUGCGAUCGCAAUUCUAUUUUGAAGAUUCCUGCCGCGUCCAAUCCGGAUGAUCUUUCGUUGAUGGUUCGUCUCUGGCAAGCCGGGUAUUUUAAAGGCGAGCAUCAUCUCGAGGAGAUAAUGUACUUUGAAAAUCUUAGACGCUCACAAUUGUUACAACUAGUGGAUAAGUUUCGGGAUGUGCUAAUCAUAUACGAGACGGAAGAUCCUGCUAUUGCCAGCCUAUAUACGGCACCCCAGCAAAGUUGAGAGUAAACAAGUUUGAAGAUGCGUUAACGGCAAAAAAAGAUUUAUUGAAAAUAUAGUUUUUUAAGUCGCUGCUGUAUUCAUGAUAGAGAAAACCCUUCAAAACACAUAAUAUCAGCUAGACGAAUAUUCAUAGCUUAAAGUCAGGUACACCGUCAAACGUACAGCCAGAUCUUUGAAUGAUUUGUCGUGCGGCCCAAAUGCCACACUUGAUGCAACUAUCGUAACUGUUUCCCUGGACUAACUGAGCCAGGAAACCACCGACAAAAGCGUCGCCGGCUCCAUUCGUGUCUACUAUUUGCUCCGUGUUUAGUUUCUCAACCUGAAACUCGGUGAUAUUACCAUUCUGGAUUAACAACACCGGAUCACUUCCUUGGGUGAUGAUGACAAUUCGUCCACGAGCCUCAUUCUUCUUUGGUAGGGCUGACAUUUUCAAACCGAUUUCUUUCAGAUCUUCUGUCCCAAGAUUACGUUCCUGGGCAAAUGUAAGCGUUUCCUUAAAAUAAAUAUUAUUAAACAUAA